GGAAUGCAGUGUUUGUGUGGGAAGUGUUGAGCGCGUGUUUGUGCCCAACAUCUGAUGCAAUGUGUGUUUUGUAUAGAAAUGGUUGCAAUCGUUGUCUGCAUUUCAUUAACCCUUUCGUAAUCAACGCAACCAUUCAUUGGACUUAUAGUGAACUUCUGGACAAUGAAGUGAAGUGUGGUAUAGGAUGUUGAGUAUGAGUCACAUCCCAGACAUGUCUUCAGAUACAAGCUGUUUGCCGGCGAAAGAGAGGUGCGAUCACCGGAUGAAUACAUCGAUCACACCGUUCCAGCAGAUGAUGUCUUCGUGUACGGGAGCGCUCAUCACUUCCAUCUUCGUGACCCCUUUAGAUGUGGUGAAGAUAAGGAUCCAAUCGCAACAGAAGGAGUUCAUGAAAAACAAGUGCUAUUUAUAUUGCAAUGGACUUAUGGAACACAUCUGCUAUUGUCCUGCAAAUGAUGUCAACACUUCCAACACAUCCAACACUAAUGGUAAAAGUGGUGCCACUCAUGCAUAUCAUAGCAUGAGUUCUGCGACUAUGCAGCGCAACCUCAUGUCGCAGAGGAACAGACACUUCACGGGAACUGUGGACGCGUUCAUCAAAAUAACGCGAAACGAAGGCCUGGCCUCUCUUUGGAGUGGACUUCCGCCCACUUUAGUUAUGGCAAUUCCGGCCACUGUUAUAUAUUUCACGGUUUAUGAUCAGUUAAGGGAACACAUAAACCGAAGGUUCAAAUUAGUGGAUCAGCCCCUAUGGGUGCCCGUCGUGUCCGGAGGGUUUGCCCGGGUAUUCGCGGCCACGACUAUCAGUCCCCUCGAAAUGAUUAGAACUAAAAUGCAGUCCAAAAGACUGAGUUAUCUGGAGUUGGGUCGAGCCGUGAAGAGUCUUCUCGAAUCUCAGGGCUUCUUCUCGUUGUGGCGCGGAUUGAGUGCUACUAUUCUGAGAGACGUUCCCUUUUCGUGCAUAUAUUGGGCUAACUAUGAGUUCAUGAAGAAGCAGUUCAAUCAAAAGGACCCGACAUUUACAUUCAGUUUUGUGAGCGGCGCCACAGCGGGAACAGUAGCCGCUGUUGUGACCCUUCCCUUCGAUGUCGUCAAAACGCACCGACAGAUAGAAUUAGGAGAAAUGCAAAUCAUUAACAAUAAGACUUCUAAUGCGAGUACAACUCGAGACAUAAUGCGGAGGAUAUACCGCGAGAGUGGCUAUAGGGGUCUGUUCUCCGGUAUAGGUCCGCGAGUGAUGAAAGUGGCGCCGGCGUGUGCUAUAAUGAUUAGCUCUUACGAGUUCGGCAAAGCCUUCUUCAGACAAUACAACGCUUCGAAACAUCAAAAAUAGGUUUUAAUUGCUUUUGUGAUAACAUCCAGAAAACACUAUUGACUGCACUUCUA
Messenger RNA from Oppiella nova, 1386 nucleotides. NCBI's taxonomy places the organism in Eukaryota, Metazoa, Arthropoda, Arachnida, Sarcoptiformes, Oppiidae. The record is from the annotation of a GenBank genome assembly.